Molecule: messenger RNA, 618 nt
Organism: Neoarthrinium moseri
Lineage: Eukaryota; Fungi; Ascomycota; Sordariomycetes; Amphisphaeriales; Apiosporaceae
Exons: 2
Coding region: 1-618 (205 amino acids)
Source: RefSeq, a predicted model, not a curated record
AUGAAACUGAAUUAUUUUGCCUGCUUCUCUACCCUAGCUGCGACAGUCUCGUCACAACUCCUCGUUCUGCCCUUCGGCCGCCACCCCGCGUCUGACGAACGACCGCUCAAGAUGGAUCCAGUAGGCCCAGGAGGCCCGUCGGCGCCAUCGGCGCAGGGAGGCGUGAUACUGUCCGAUGUCAUGGGCAAGGAACGGAGCGUCAACAUUUUUGCGGGCUUCACACGCGAUGUCGUGUCGAUAUCGCAUCGUCUGGACGACUCGUCCCAGAACUCGACCAUUCUCGCCCCGCUGAACUCAGCCAUCGAGAAGCUGCCGCGCAAGCCGUGGGAGGAUGCCCGAGACUACGAAACCCUAGGCACCAAUGCCUAUGAAGGGGGAGAUGGACAAGAGAGGGCACAGCGAAACAUCCGCAGGUUUGUCGAGGCGCACGUGGUCCCGAGCAGCCCGUGGCAGGAGAGGGAGAAGGUCAAGACGUUGCUGGGCGACAGGGAGGUAUGGUGGGAGAGUAAAGAUGGGAAGAAGCUGAUACAACCGGAUAACAUCGAGGUCGACAGCGUUGCAAGUCAAGUUGGCAAUGGCGAGGUCUGGAUCAUUCGUGGGGUUCGAAACUACUCAUAG